Molecule: messenger RNA, 666 nt
Organism: Aspergillus fischeri NRRL 181
Lineage: Eukaryota; Fungi; Ascomycota; Eurotiomycetes; Eurotiales; Aspergillaceae
Exons: 2
Coding region: 1-666 (221 amino acids)
Source: RefSeq, a predicted model, not a curated record
AUGUCGUCCUUUACUAUUCAAGUCCUUAACAACAGCAGAAAUAACCAAGUCUACUCCCUCUUCUACCAGCCCUUCUCGGCUUCUGGAUAUGCACCUCUCGCGUGCGUCACUCAGAAAUCAACGACGAUUGCAAACAACUACGCCGCCACAUUUACCAUCGAUUUACCGACUGCUGUCGUCUGCGGCACCAGCCCCAAUCAGCCCCUGGGUACCGGGGUGAACGUCAGCAUCCAAGAGUCGACCGUUAUAACCCCCCCGGAGGUGGUACGUGUAAAUAUCCAAAACAACAGUCCUUACUUCCCGCCGCCCACACAAGAGACAACAGCGGUAGGUAACUGGGCAAGAAUAGUGACACAAAACUAUAACACAAACCCUACCGCACACGUGUUUUGCGGCCUGGGGGUCGUCUCCCCGGGCUCGGGACAGAUUGUCCCCAGCUGUGUCUGGGAGAUCCAGCCGAACACGCCCUAUGCCAUCCUUACUCCCCCGCAGCAGCCGGUGUUUUAUAUUUCUAGCGAUUCGUCUUUGGAUGUUGGGACGAUCACCGCGGCGACGUCUAAGGAUGCGACUGUUGAUUUCACAGACACGGGAGAUAAUUUUUGUUUGGUCACGCAGAUGAGUAAUAAUACUUUCAAAGUGGCUCCUCCAUCUGAUGUUAAGACAUAG